AUGACGGAUUCAUCUGUUGAAGAGAAGCACGAGACUGCUCCUGAGGCGAUGCACCAGGAAGCCUUAGCGCCUGCUGUUCCCGAUGACUCCAACAAUGCUCCUGUUCCAGAGCAGAGGAUGACCAUACAGAACUUUUUUGCGUUUCUGUCUUUGGCAAUGACACCGUCUCCUCCAGUGAUAGUCCUCGUGCUUAUCGCAACCAUCUUGGUACAAGUCGCUUCAGAUGUUGGAUACCACAUAAAUUAUUCCUGGAUCGCCAGCGCCUGGUCCAUCGGGGCAUCCAUGGCAUUUACUAUUGCAGGGAAUAUUAGCGACAUCUUCGGUCGUCGAUACACCAUCUUAUUUGGACAAUCAAUUGCCUUUGUGGGCCUGAUCAUUGGGGCAGCUGCAAAUUCAACCGAGCUUAUUGUGGUGGCAAAUGCAAUCCUUGGAUUCUCCACUGGGAUCGCUUCCGUUUCCUAUGCUGGUCUAUCUGAGGUGCUGCCGAAUCGAUGGAGAGGUGCGGGAGUUGCUGUGACCGAACUCAUCAUCAUCGUUCCCUGGGUGGGAGCAAGCUGUCUCAUUGCAAUUAAGCUGUUCUCCAGUACAGCUCUCUCCUGGCGCUGGAUCUACAUCAUCGGUCUCAUCUACCAAGUGCUGGGCAUCGUGGGUAUUUUUGCCUUUUACUUUCCCCCGAAGCCGGUACGACACCUCGAGGAGAGGAGCCGCUUCCGAAAACUGGCGGAAAUCGACUUCAUCGGCUGUAUCCUCUACAUCGGAGGUCUCUGCUGCGUGCUCAUUGCUUUCUCAUGGGCUGGUUCUGAAUAUGCCUGGGAUAGCGCAGCCGUGCUUGCCCCGCUUCUCAUCGGUCUUGCCACAUUAGUCCUCUUCGGGGUAUUUGAGUACAAGUUCGCCAGCCAUCCGUUACUUCCUCCAAUUCUAAUACGACAAGGUCGCGGUUUUGUCCUUCUUGCGGUCGUGGCCACAGUCUUGGGUACAGUGUAUUAUGGAAUGUCAACCAUGUACCCACAAGCGGCACUUUACCUCUUCUCCACCGACCCUGUUGAGAUUGGGUUGAUCCAGCUUCCAGGCGGCAUGGGGCAGAUAUUCUUUGGUGUUAUUGCGCCAACUCUUACCUCCAAGGUCGGGCAUCUUAAGAUUCAACUAGUUGUUUCGACCGGCAUCCAAACUCUGUUCUACGGGCUCUCGGCAUUAUCCGUGCCUGGCCAUAAAGCCAUGUUCAUGACAUUUCAAGUAUUCUCCUUGGGCAUGUUUCCCAUCAUCUUGACUUUGGUAUACAUCAUUGCAGGCUUCACCGUUCCUAUCUCACAUCUCGGUCUCGCGCUUGGCCUUAUUGGGACUCUCAGAUCUGGCGGCGGCAGCCUUGGCAUCUCUGUCCUCAGCACCGUCUUACAGAGCUAUACUUCGGCCAACCUCGGACCUGCUAUCUCCGAAGCUGCUCUCAAGCUUGGAUACGCGCCUGAGAAUCUCGGCCAACUGAUUGAGGCUACUAUUGAAGAUGGAGUCGGUGUGCCAUUCGCUUUCGAAAGCGUCCCCGGCAUUACCCCCGCUAUCGAAAGUGCCUGUCAGGAGGUAUUUAAGCAGGUCUAUGCUGUUGGCUUUCAACACUUAUUCUACGUAGCCGCAGGCAUCUCUUUCGUCGGCUUUGUGGCCGCCGUUUUCACCACGGAUGCGUCUCAUCAUCUUACGGCUCAUACCGCUGUGAUGUUGGAGCACGCAAAUAUUUUCCAAAAGUCGCCGGCACAAGACGUGAAGGAAGAGUUACGAUAA
Molecule: messenger RNA, 1770 nt
Organism: Exophiala mesophila
Lineage: Eukaryota; Fungi; Ascomycota; Eurotiomycetes; Chaetothyriales; Herpotrichiellaceae
Exons: 4
Coding region: 1-1770 (589 amino acids)
Biological process (GO): transmembrane transport
Cellular component (GO): membrane
Molecular function (GO): transmembrane transporter activity
Source: RefSeq, a predicted model, not a curated record